UCACGUGACCUAGAGCAGCAUCCGGAAGUGGUCCACCGCUGGUGAAGGAACAUGGCGGUGUAUCAACAGCUGCACGACCGCUACAAAUUCUUAAACAUGACAUUGAGGUCGAUUUCUCUGUAAUGCAGCAGUUCAGGGUAAUGGACAAGGAUAGAUUCGCUUCCGCUUCCAGCUCUUGGCUGGAGAUGAAUAACUUCAUUGGUGACCUUAUGGCUUUUAGUGCGUCUGGCUCUGGUCAGCUACUGAAAUGCACUAACAAUCAACCGCUCCGUACUGCCUGGGAAAGCGUGGGACCUGAAACACCAGCACCCAAAUCUUGUUAUCCUACUCCGAGCGACCUGCACAAUCAGAGCCAGAGGAAAAACAUGACAGGAAACAGUUCACACGCUGGACAGAGGAUUGAGGAGUCCUCAAAUUCUGAUGAGCUACAUGUACGGCCAUAUGCCUGCAGAUGCCCAGGCUGUCCUCUGUCCUCAGCUUCUACCACUCCGUCCACUAUGCAUCCACUCUGCCUGAAGGCCAGAGACAGUUCUUCCUCUCAGGCUCAAACAUCAAGAGAGUCCACAUCACAGUCCAAAGAGCCAAGCACAGUCUCGCUUGGCCUGGGCUCCUGUCUCAGCCUGGCUUUUUCUCUGGAAGAAAGAAACAGCGAGUCGACCAGCUUGUCCAACCUCGAACACCAGGACAAAGGCACAAACACACACAAUCCGACCCCUGCUUCAAACGCCAACCCCCAGAUCUGCCCACCAGCCCUCCAGGCCUUCCCCUGCUUCUGCUGCCAUCCAUGCCCUCAUCUCCUGCAUCCCCAGCAGGCAUCCGAGAGCCGCUUUGCCCACACUCACUCUCAUCACCAUUACCACCACCACCAUCACCACUGCCCGCUCACCGCUUGCCUGUUGUGCCAGCGUUCCUUUAAUUGUGCACAGCAGGACGGCCACACCCAGCGCCAGCACCCGUGCAUGCACUGCUCUGCAUUGUUCAUGCGGCCCUCGCAGCUGCUUCAGCACCAGCGUACCCAACACUCGUCCAAAGCUGGCGGCUUCCUGUGCCCAGAGUGCGGCCGUGUCUUCAACUCGCACAGUAACCUCCGUGUACACCUUAACGUGCAUACAGGAGCACGACCCUACAUUUGCGCUGACUGUGGCAAGAGCUUCAGCCAAUCAGGUGCACUCAAGAUCCAUCGGCGUGUCCACACAGGCGAGCGGCCAUACACGUGCACCUACUGUGGCCGGGGCUUCCCCCACCUGGCUGGUGUCAGGGCGCAUCAGCGCAUACACACCGGUGAGAAGCCGUACCAGUGUGCGCAGUGCGGCAAGGGCUUUACACAGUCAGGUGCCCUCAAGGUCCACAUGCGUGUCCACACAGGCGAGAGGCCCUUUAUUUGUAGCCUGUGCGGCAAGGGCUUCUCAAACCGCUCUGGUGUCCGCUUUCAUCAACGUACUGCGCAUGGAAUUAUCACUGAGCCCAAUUCUGUAGGACGGCCAAGUCUGGCCAGCGGUAGCUCAGAUGUCCAGCAGAAGCAGGCUGAUCAGGCAUCAUCUGCCCAGCCCAUGGAACACGGGCCUCUUCCGAGCAGAAAAAACUCUGCGCGAGACCAAGAGGAAGUGAGAAGAUCCCUUCCUUACGGCUGUGAGGACUGUGGUAUGCGUUUUCAGGAUGCUCUCUCCAGAAACAGGCAUCAGGCACUAGAGCACUAUUCCACCGAGGAUGAAGAUCAGAGUGAGAGACCGGAAACAGCACAAGGAGAAAAAAAGACAUUGGUCUAAUAACAUACAGUAUUUGAAUACCAUACUGUAAAAUAAGUUGGAAAAACAGAUUAGUGUCUAGGUCAAGAAAACCAGACUAGGUCAAUGUUAAAGCCCUUUGUCUAAUCAUUGGAGAGAAAAGAAAAAAAAACACUUUUGUGUGCUUCUGUAUGUGGCCUUAAAUAAAUAAAACUGGUUUUAGCACUUUCAACUAAAAUUUAUGACAAAUAUCAUACUGUUUUGGGUACAGUUUGUGAUGAGUUCAGAAUGUUCUCCAAUGUGUCCAUGUUUCCAGUCUCCAAAACUAAUCACAGUGUUCACUGGUCAUGUGCAGAAUGGCUUUAUUUGCCAUUACAGUGUUAUUUUUUAUAGUAGAUCCCAGAGCACAGGGUAGCAGGAAUAGUGCUAGAACGCUGGGUAUUGUGAAAGGUCAAAUGGAUGCGAUACAUGGAGGUGGGAAGAGACCACCGAAGAAUGAAGUAUAUGUCCGGGAAAAAGAGACUGGCAUGGGAAAAAUGUUCCCCAAGAAUGUUAACAUGGACUAGAGGCAGAGAAGGAAAUGUAGCUGGGACAUAAGGAAUGAGCGUGAGAAUUGGCCACCUAAUCUUUAUUGGCCAGUCUGCUAUGACUGGGACCGCAUGAGCAGGAACUGAAUCCAUGGCAGGACCUGGGAGAAUAGGGUAGAGGAGAUGGAACAAAUAAAAGCCAGUUACAGUGCCAGAUCUUUAUCCAGUGUUGGCUGUCACUCUGGAUGGAUUCAGGAUUCAGGACUGAUUAUUGAAGCGGUGAUGGCCCACCACACGGAGGUAGAGGAGGUUAAACAAGUACGGCAGGGCUGAUGGGAGAUGUGGUUGGGUCUGGGGAUGAAUACAAAACAGUAAUUCAAACUAAUCAUGUGACUGGGGAACACUGGUAACACAGAAUCAGCUAGCACUGCGGCAGUGACCAGCCAUACUGGGGACUAAGACUGCAUCCGAGGCUGGACAUGCUGGGACAGCAUGGCCACAGUGUGCAGAGGAAUACAUCAGGAAUACAAUCUAGAAAAACAGCAAUUUUUAACUGUAUUGUAUUGUACAUUUUAAGUACAUUUUUAAGAUCGAACUAUUUUGUGUAGUUUACUGCUUUAACGUGGAGCACUUAAGAUAUUAAGACUUUACAUGUGACUAUGCAUGUGCGUACCUUUUGUACAUUAAAAACCAACAUCCACUGAAUGACAUGACAGCAGUUUCAUACUAUUAUGGGACACACGUUUGUCUCUGAAGCAGAGUGAGACACAAGGACAAGCUAACUGUUGUGAUUGGUGUCAUGAGCUAUGUCUCAAAUUCAAACCAUGACCAUAUGUUUAAAAGUUUUGUACAAAAUUUUGAAUACCCAGUAGAUUGGUAUGCAAAACAGGCUAUUUCAGUAGGUUUUUAAGCUAUGAGUAUUUUUUUUAAAUCCAAAUUCUAACUGUAAUAAAGAAGUCAAUGUUAAAACUGAAAAACGUACUGUCUAGAGUAGUACAUACGGUAAUUACUUGAGACACAGCUCUAGUCUGUUCAGUCCACUGCGAAUAUCACAGAAUAUCUCACAAUACUGCCUAUGCUAUUGUUAUGUGUGGUAUACAUUAGUAUGUGUUCAUUUUUUUCUUCUUUUUGGUUGUGUACAAUUAAAGCACGAAAUGAAUUCAG
Ictalurus punctatus (channel catfish) is the source of this 3415-nucleotide messenger RNA. Its product is annotated as C2H2-type zinc finger protein. Gene Ontology annotation, biological process: regulation of transcription by RNA polymerase II. The record is from RefSeq and is a predicted model, not a curated record. Gene Ontology annotation, molecular function: RNA polymerase II transcription regulatory region sequence-specific DNA binding; DNA-binding transcription factor activity, RNA polymerase II-specific. Gene Ontology annotation, cellular component: nucleus. Lineage: Eukaryota; Metazoa; Chordata; Actinopteri; Siluriformes; Ictaluridae. Bases 123 to 1766 code for a protein of 547 amino acids. The transcript has 3 exons.